Molecule: messenger RNA, 4408 nt
Organism: Neolamprologus brichardi
Lineage: Eukaryota; Metazoa; Chordata; Actinopteri; Cichliformes; Cichlidae
Gene: scamp5a
Product: secretory carrier membrane protein 5a
Biological process (GO): protein transport
Cellular component (GO): recycling endosome membrane; trans-Golgi network membrane
Source: RefSeq, a predicted model, not a curated record
GGGCCCUGGUCCUACCCGGCCGGGCACAACCCAGCGUCGAGGAGGGGGCCGGUAUGUACGUAAUGAAAAGACCAUACGUCACGUGCCCGCCUCUUACUCCCAACCCCAUCAUUUGAGGAAAUACGCGACAUUUUCGUGUGAUUAGCGCCAGAUCUAGCUGUUUCGGCCACUGUGUUUUAAUACAGAUGAAAUCGUAGGAUGCAAUUUAAACGGACGGAGGUAUUCUAGCGACAUUCACGGACUGAACCGGAGUUUGCUUUUCAAGGCAGCUGAGAUUGAAGAAGUCUGUGUGCCUGGUGUACAAGUGGCGGAAAGCAGUGAAUCAUGGCAGAAAACAACUUCCCUCCCCUUCCUCGCUUCAUCCCCCUUAAGCCAUGUUUUUACCAAGACUUCAACGAGAUCCCAGACCAACACCGCACUAUGUGCAAGAGGCUCUACUACCUCUGGAUCUUGCAUAGUGCCACGCUAGCUGUUAAUCUGAUUGGUUGCCUGGCAUGGAUGUGUGGAGGCGGUGGAGCCACCAACUUUGGCAUGGCUAUCCUGUGGCUCAUCCUCUUCACCCCUUGUUCCUACGUGUGCUGGUUCAGGCCCAUCUACAAGGCCUUGAAGACAGACAGCUCAUUCAACUUCAUGGCUUUCUUCUUCGUCUUCAUGGCCCAGGUGGUGAUCAGUAUUAUCCAGACUGUUGGCAUUCCAGGCUGGGGAGUGUGCGGUUGGCUGGCCACCAUCACCUUCUUCAGCACCAACAUUGGCUCAGCUGUGGUCAUGCUGAUUCCCACCAUCAUGUUCACUGCAGUGGCUGUUUUAUCCUUCAUCGCCCUCUCAAAGGUGCAUAACUUCUACCGCGGCAGUGGUGGCAGCCUGGGUAAAGCCCAGGAGGAGUGGGCUACGGGUGCCUGGAAGAACCCCCAUGUCCAGCAGGCAGCCCAGCAGGCCGCCAUGGGGGCUGCUCAAGGCGCCAUGCAGCAGAAUCAGUACUCAGCAGCUCCCACCUACAACUACGACGAACCCAUGUAGGACAGAGGAGUAGGCCAGGCGGCUGAGUGGGAGAACUAAAAAGGGAUCAAUUAAGAACACAAUUCAGAAUUAGGUGCCCGUCAUUAUAACACUGUAAUGCUGAACUCAAACAGAACAAUGUAAAAGUCAUGUUUUUGGUGCAAAUGUACUGGGAUUUCAUUAUUUUACUCGGUUCACAUUUAAAUCAACAGUUAUUUUAAAAAACAAAAAAUGUUGCUGUUGUUUUAUGCUGCUCAGUUGUAGCUGGUCGGUGUUGCUUUCCAACAGAGACACAUAGCCUAAAAUAGGUAGACCCAGUCCCCUGAGCAUCUUCAGUUUAUUCGAGUAGGUGGUCUCCAAUGUCACUCUGUAAAUUUUCUAAUGAUCUUUAAUGUGAUAUUUAAGGGACUGAAACAGCUAUAUUGUUAAGGGUCUUUACUUUUAUUAGCCUUGAAGAUCACCAAUGCUGAAACAGUUAUUUCUCAGCUGAUGUAAUGGACUAGCUGUUUGGCUAACAGCUAAAUUCUUAUAUACAAAUGUCAAGAAUUUUUUAUUUCCCAUUAAAGGAAUAGUUUGACCAUCUUGGGAAACACCUUAAUUCAUUCUCUUGCUUCAGGGUUAUAUAUAGGGUAUUAUAAAAUUAAUCUUUGCUAGCAGCCAGUUAGCUUGAAUUAGCAAAAAGACCAGAAACUGAAGCUGAAACAGAUAGCUUGGCUUUAUCCAAGGAUAUUAAAAUCUUCUUAGCAAUUAUAGCUAGCAGUAUAGCUCUAAUGAUCUGACUAGCUCAUUAUAUGUCACUUAAGAGCUCUUAGAGGCAGAUUUUAUUUUAUUUUGACAAAGUCAUGCUAGCUGUUUCUCACAGAUGUGAAAGAUCCACAGAUCGCAAGGGGAAAAUAUGUACUUUCCAACGGGCUAGCAAGUGGUUCCUGGAUAUUGCCAGUAGUCACCAGGUGAAAUCACUCAAAAAAAAAAAAAAAAGGGUGCAACACCAAAAACCUCCCUUGUGGUCGCUUUGGUUGCUAGCAGGUCAAAUUUAGUUUGCAUUGAAGAUGCUGACUUGUAUGCAAAUGCUCGCUAACUAUUGACCUAGCAGCAGUAAAACUUGAAAAAGUGCAACUUAACCAGGAACGUUCUGCCUUUUGAAACAUGUUGGCUGCACCGCUGAGGCACAACUUUUAUUUUAAAGGCUAACGUUUUCUGUUUCACCACAGCUCAGAUAGCAGUUAGACAGUUUUUGUAGAUAAGUUAGCAUCUUCCUUGCAAACUACUGGCAACCGCAGCAAUCUGUUAGCGACCAAAGCUAUUUCAUAUUUACAGAUGUGACAGGGGUUGCUUUUUAACUUACAGCAAGAAAUUAAUUAGAUCAAACUACCUAUUUCCUAAAGGUUAUGGUACAUUUUAAGUAACCUUUUGUUUUUUUGUUUUUUUUUUUAAAUUUAUGCUUAAAUACCAGUAAAGAAGCUCAUCAUCUUUCUCUGCUUUUUUUCUUUCUUUUUUUUUGAUUGAAAAAGAAAGUUAAACCGACUAAAAUGAAUAUUUUAAAAACAGAAAUAUGGAGUUUUUGUUUUGGUGAUCUUUUUGACAGUAUAAGUCGAUUUAUUUACAUUCUCAGGAAAAGUCUAAUAGCUGUUUUUAAAUUCUACCUGUAAAGCCUGUAGAGCUUCAACAUGUCGGGCUUUUGUCUCCUUAUAUCGCCCCUAUUGACCAUGUUUGGUUUUGUCGUUAUAUACUAGUUUUAUUGACCAUGUUUGGUUUUGUCGUUACAUACUAGUUUUAUUGACCAUGUUUGGUUUUGUCGUUACAUACUAGUUUUAUGUUGAGUUUAGUUCAAAAAUUUCUUCUUUUUUUUUCAUGUUAAAGUGAAGCACACGCAGUAUUUAAAGAUUGGAGUUUAUUGGUCAGACAUUCCAAAUCGAUGUUAGUAUAAAGGUCAAAGUGAAAGAAAACCAAAACACUUGCAGGUUAUGGUAAGUAAUAGUAAUAAUUGUUGUAAGGUGGUCAUAACAUUGUAUGGAGUGAUGGAUGUUUACUCUCCCUUUGGCAAAUUCUCCCGCUUACCCCUACGUGUAAAUGCUUCAGUGACUCCUUGUUUCUGAAAUUUGGGAUUUCAGGCCUUAGUGUGUUAUUUCGUGGAUGUUGGUGUUAUUCCAUGAGUUGGUGUAAUAAGAAAUCUACAUAAAAGAAAAAAAAGAAUAUUAAAUUCAAUCCAGUUAUUUCUUUAUGGAGUGAAAUAUCACAAAAGGACAUUCGUGCGUAGCCCCGCUGAGGCCUGAUGUGUUCCGUCAGAGACGGUGUCGUUCUGGUUUCUUCGAGUCUUUGAAAGCUUCAGCAUACAGUAGAUGGUUCGUACAGUCGAACACUAUUAGAUUUAAAACAGUGAAGUUAUCUGAAUCCUCGUUACUUUAAAAUCUGUGAGUCGUCUUGUCUGAUUGUGAUGACGUGGUAUCCAGUAGGCUGUUUGUUGUGCUACCUUUUAGUUGUUUUGUUUAUCUCUUUUUUUUUUCCUGUGUAUUUGAAUGACGUGUGGAUGCUUGUGAAGCACAUGAUUUGUUGUGUCUUUCUGUUUUGUUUUAUUUUUUUUCUUACAAUACUUUUUGUUUUUGGAAAAAAAAGUAAGUAAUAUUUGCGCUGGUUUUCCUCUUGGCAUCGGUGCAAACUUCAUUCAGAGUGGAGCAAUACUAACAGUAGAGUUAUUACAAUCAGCUGGGGUCCUGUUGUGCAGCCUUUAAAUACAGGAAGAAAAAUGUUACCAACCCCAACCUAAAGUGUCAUAAAAUGAAUAGCUAGCCUGUUUUUGAGUUGGACACCACUUGUAUGAUUUUACAGUAUCAUAGCAUUUUCACCAGCACAUGCACACACAGAAGUAAGGAGGUGUAACCCUGUAAAAAGUACCAUACGUCCGCUCAUCUGUUAGUAAAUGCACAGCUGGCCAUUUCUAUAACGUAAAUGUGAAUUUUUUUGCACAAAGUUGAACAAAUAAGCUACUUUCCCUGUGUAUGUAGUAAGUUGGUGAACUUUGGAUCAGUCCAAACUUUCCGCCAUAUGUACAUACGGCACAAUUCAUGUGUUUAUGGAAAUUGCAGCUGUGUAGUUAUUGUGUAGCAGGAGCCGCUUAUACACUUAAUGCCACUGUAUCAAAGCUUCUGAAAGCCAUUUCCCAUCUUAUUCCCACAUGUACUGUAUGUUGUGUAAAAUGUAUUAACAUGUACUAUAUCAUAAGUAUAUAUGAAUAUAUAAUUACUUGAGGUGCAGUAAAUAUUUGCCAUGGAUCAACAAAUUCAGUAGGCCCUAAAUAGUCGAAUAAGUCGUUUGAGGGGGCUGCGUCUCCACGAGUGAACGAGGAAAACAUUUUGUGUAUUACUUUUGUAUUAUUUGGUCUUACCCUAAUAGAUAUUAAAUAGUUCUUGUUGCA